UUUCGUGAACUACGUCAAUUUGCGCCCUUUGGAAAUGCACGUAGGUUUUGCGUACUACGUCAUCCUCUCUUCCCCCUAGUAACCCUCCGCGGCGUCUCAGGGAGGCAGAAUCACAAGAUGGGUUUGUUAUCGAUUUUACGGAAACUGAAAAGUACCCCCGACCAGGAGGUGCGGAUAUUGCUUCUAGGGUUGGACAACGGUGGCAAGACUACCUUACUGAAACAGUUGGCAUCUGAAGACAUCACUCAUAUUACGCCAACACAGGGUUUCAAUAUCAAAAGUGUCCAAUCGCAAGGAUUCAAAUUAAAUGUGUGGGAUAUUGGUGGUCAACGAAAGAUCAGGCCCUACUGGAGGAACUACUUUGAGAACACAGAUGUACUGAUUUAUGUCAUCGAUAGUGCAGAUCGCAAAAGAUUUGAGGAAACGGGACAGGAGUUGGCUGAAUUACUUGAUGAAGAAAAGUUGAGCGGUGUCCCAGUCCUGGUGUUUGCAAAUAAGCAAGACCUGCUGACAGCAGCACCUGCAUCUGAAAUAGCCGAGGGUUUGAAUUUGCACACCAUCCGAGACCGAGUGUGGCAGAUCCAGUCCUGUUCUGCCCUCACCGGAGAAGGAGUCCAGGAUGGCAUGAACUGGGUCUGCAAGAGUGUGAACGCUAAGAGAAAAUAGAGAUACUGUGGCUUUCACCCUGGACGCACAUGUAAAAGUUCAUGACUUUGGAAAAACUGUCAGUAGGUACAGAAAACGAAGGCACCCCUUCAAAACUAUUUAAAUUCACUUUUGCCUCUUCGAAAUGGGUCUGAUAUGGUCCUGUAUUCAUACCAUGAGUUCAAGAUAAUAGUAUCCUUUCUUUUAAACUCAAAUUUUCACAUUAUAGUCAACCAUGAUUUGACUUGGUUUCUUUAGUACAUUUCUUAACUCAUUCUGCCUUCGUUUCUUGAGAUGAAUGACUUGUUUUUAUACUAAAUGUUACAAUUAUUUAGUGGAAGUUGUAAAUGAGACAUUUGUAGAAGUGGCAGUCUUCAUCAUUCAAUUCAGUCGCUGUCUCUUGUUAGUUAACCUAAGGUCAUUUCUCCUGAUAGUAACAGAGAUACGAAUGAAUUUAAGGUAAGCAAAUUCAGAAACAUCAGUAUUGUACAGAAGAAUAGGGGACCAUCGGCAGGAUAUGAAAUACAUUUUUGAUAAUUAAAUGUAAAUAAUUUUCCACAUAGCACAUUAUUUUCUGCAUAUAUAUAUAUAUAUAUAUAUAUAUAUAUAUACACUGUUGAAUUUUACAAAUCCAGCAUUUAAGGAUUUCUUAGAGCUCUAUACUGUAAGUGGCCUGUACAGCUGUAAUCUAUACACUGAGUACAAGAGGAAGUUUGUGAUCAUCACAACAAUAUUAUUUCUGUAGUGUCUAUGAAUGUCAUGUUGUGUGUGAAAUUUCUGAAGCAUACUAAGUAAAACACUGAAAAUAUGUGCAAGUGUGACGUUCUAUUGGCUGAAAAUUGUUUUUAAGUAAUCAUACUGUAAUAUUUCUGUUUUAUUGGUUUUCUGUAUUUGAUUUGAAAUGUGAUUUGAGUUACUGCACCAAUGCUUAUACAUUAGGAUAUCUGACAGACACACACCCUCAAAACAUAUGGUGUUGACACAGGCACAACGACUUGCCAAGACACACUUCACAUACACCUACACUCACAUGAUGUUCCUUAUUAUCCAAUACCAUUCUGAAACCAUAUGGUGUAUAGUUGUGUGCUAUUGUAUUAGUUAAAGGCACAACAGAUUUUUCAGAAUACUUAAAUGUGGUAUAGGUGGCACUAUUGACCAUGUUUACCAUACUGGUAUUAUUUAGUUUGUUCAGUUCCUGAUUGUCUAUUAUUCACUGGCCUUCCAAGGGUAAAUUAACAGUAUUGUGUACAAGUCUUAGUAAGUGCUUAACAAUGUCAAGAUACACACAAAAAUAAACAAACAAGGUAGAGAAUGUCACAGUAUCAAAACUCAAUUCAAAAUGAAAGUUUAAGGUUGUGGUUAGGUAGCAGGGGAAAUCAUAACAGCUAAUAUACUAUAGGCUGCAGGAUCAAGUAGUGUGACCUCCCCUUACACUUGAGCAAUAGUAGCACCUGACUAUGGCUUUGUAAACUUUAUCCAUGAUGUGGUUUAUAAUGGACUGUGGUUCAGAAGAAACAGUGACAAUGUUACACACUCUUGGCUUACUCUAGCUAUUCUCUGCUGUCUCAGACGAUGAUAUGUUUGACCCGUUUUAGUCACCGUAGCUUCUCUGAAAGGGAGGGGUGAGCAGUGGGCUGAGCCCUUAGUGCAACUCGCAACCGACCCACUGCACCUUUAAAAGAGUGAAAAGGGUCAGAUAUGCUGAAGCUCACCAAGAUUGGAAUCGGUGGAAAAGAGUAUAAUGGAGUGACGAAGCCUAGUUUGACAAUCUUGGUUCCAAUCAUCGACAAUAUGUGAGAAGAAGAGUUGGAAGAAUGAGUGCUUGCAGUUGUCAGUGAAACAUGGAGGGUUUUUUUUUUCCUGGUGUGGGGCUGCAUUUCUGCAAUAGUUUUGGUGAUAUUGUCUGAAUCAAUGGGAUCAUGAAUGCUGAAAAGUACAGACAGGUUUUAAUUCAUCAUGCCAUUCAUUCUGGAAAGUGGAUGAUUGGGAAUGGUUUUAUUUUUCGGCAUGUUAACGAUCCCAAGCACACUGCCAAUAUUUGGAGAGAAAAACGCUGACAGUCAUGGACUAGCUUCCAUAGAGUCUAGACCUGAAUAUUAUAGAGGCAAUAUGGGAUCACCUGGACAGAGAAAUAAAUAAAAGACAGCCUAAAUCCAAAGAAGAACUUGGGAUGUACUGAAUGAAGCCUGGUGAAAUAUACCAGAAGAUAACUUCAGGAAAGUCUUCCUAAAAGAGUUCAAGAUGUGCUUAGUGUCAAGGGAUGUCACACUAAAUACUGAAUUUUGCCUUUUUUUGUAUGUUUUGUUGUGUGUGUGUGGGUACAUAUUUCCUGUAUUUUACUUGCAUUGCAUCUUAAGAGACUGAAAAAUAAAUAUGUAAGGUCGUUAAAACCUUGCUAAAACAACA
This is a messenger RNA of Pimephales promelas (fathead minnow), 3051 nucleotides long. It is a transcript of the gene arl3b, whose product is annotated as ARF like GTPase 3b. Gene Ontology annotation, molecular function: GTP binding; GTPase activity. The record is from RefSeq and is a predicted model, not a curated record. NCBI's taxonomy places the organism in Eukaryota, Metazoa, Chordata, Actinopteri, Cypriniformes, Leuciscidae.